AUGGAGAUCCACUCUCCCCGUAUCUUUUCAUUCUCUGUGGCUAAGUGCUUUCAGGACUUUGUCAGAAUGCGGAAAGAGACGGUAUGGCGCUUACUUACAAACCAGAAUUGCCUAUUGGCUAGAGUUCUACUAGGCACGUACUGUCACAAGAAAUAUAUUCUAGAGGUCCAACUACCUACUGUUUGCUCCCAUGGUUGGAGAAGCAUCCUACAUGGGAGGGAUCUGCUCAAAGGGUGCGUUGGUAAAGCUAUUGGAAACGGAUUAAAUACGAAGGUCUGGAAAGACUCUUGGAUCUCUCUAGACUCGGAUUUCAGACCAUUUGGACUUAUCCCGAAGAAUGCUCUACACUUAACAGUGGCUGAUCUCCUUACAACUGAUAUGAAGUGGAACAUGAAAAGAAUUGAGGAAUUGCUACCUCAGGUUGCGGAAGAGAUCCAACUGUUACAUCCAGGGCACACUAACGCAGAGGAUAUCUUUUUAUGGCACCCACUCCAAUCUGGUACCUAUACCACAAGAUCGGGUUACUAUGCAGCUGCUAUGGAAAAAAUAAUACCUCUAAAUCCUAACAUUGGGAGCUUCCAAUUGAACAAAGAUGUGUGGGCUAUCAAGUGCUCACUGAAGAUGAAACUUUUUCUCUGGUAUGUCGUCCAAGAAGCACUACCAUUGGGAGAACUCAUACAAAAACGAGGUAUUAAUUCGGAGGCCCUCUGUGUUAGAUGCAAGCUGAUCCCCUUGAGACAAGUAGUUCACCUAGCUACGGAUUGUUCUUUCAAACAAGCUCUAGUGGAGUUCAGAAAGGCAAUUUGUCUCCCCCCAACAGGUAUUCCAACAAAGAUACUACCAUGGGUGUGUUGGGCUCUUUGGUCUGCUCGCAACAUGUGUAUCUUCGAGAAUCAGACCUUCUCACCAGUGGAAACGGAAACAAAAGCUAUUAGCUUAGCAAGGGAGUGGAAUAAUGCUCAACAUCAAGCGGAACUACCCAAUCAGUCCCUACCUAUUGCACGGCGCUCUCAGAUGAACAACAUUGAUGAAGGAAACACAAUAUGCAAAUCGGAUGCGGCGUAUAACAAGAAGACGAAAAGGACAGGACUUGCUUGGAUCUUUUCGGACACAACCGAAACUCGCCUAAAUCAGGGGACCACGACUUCCACCUCAAUCAGCUCACCACUCGUUGCAGAAGCAAUUGCUCUCCGAUCUGGUGUCCUCUCCGCAGUGAAUCUCGAGUACUCAAAGCUCAAAGUAUUCUCUGAAAACCUAACGCUCAUCAGAGCUAUCAACAACGACAUGCAGGUGAAAGAGAUCUUUGGUAUCGUCAAAGAUAUCCUGCAGAUCUCUUCUGUUUUUGUCGAGAUAUCUUUUUCUCAUGUUUAUGAAUCUUCCAACGGAGAAGCCAAUCGACUAGCAAAACUAUCUCUCUCUAAUUCUUUUGUUUCUGACCCUUUAAUAGGCUAA
Molecule: messenger RNA, 1452 nt
Organism: Brassica oleracea var. oleracea
Lineage: Eukaryota; Viridiplantae; Streptophyta; Magnoliopsida; Brassicales; Brassicaceae
Exons: 3
Coding region: 1-1452 (483 amino acids)
Molecular function (GO): RNA-DNA hybrid ribonuclease activity; nucleic acid binding
Source: RefSeq, a predicted model, not a curated record